GUAAACUCUGAAGACCACAUUAGCCAGCAGCAUGUAGUGGCGGUCUGAUGUCGACAAGCCAUCACUAGGUGCAUCUACGUUGAAUCCGAUGAUGGCAGCCGGAUUAACUCUGCGGAUCAGCGAUAAGUGGAUUGCACUCCUAUUUGGUUCGAAUUUUGUGGAGAAAUGCAUUUCUGCUCUCCGCGCUAAUUUCCACUCCUCCACAACAGAAAUUCUCAUAAAAUGGCAAACGUUCUCGCGACAUUCACUUCGGGACUCGUGGUCGGCUCGGCAGCAGUGUACACCUUCACCUCGCAUUUCACAGAGCAGAGCCAUGUCAUGAACUACAAGCUGCAAAAGGCCGCGGCUGUUUUGAGGGAAGCCUCGACAGGCCAGAAGCAGACCAUGCCAUCGUGGAAGGAGAGCAAGCCGGAUGUCAUGAACAAGUACGAGGCGCUGUCGUCGCGUCUGUCAAACAACGCAAUCCCGCAGGCAAAGACCGAGUGGAACAGCACUGUGUCGUGCGUAGCAAAGGGCAUCGCUGACAUCGAAGUUGACACAGACAGGCUCGCAGCUCUUAUCCGCAGCGACUGAAUAUUGGGAAUGCCAAGCAACCUCCAUUUUAUUCA
Linderina pennispora is the source of this 608-nucleotide messenger RNA. RefSeq lists its product as uncharacterized. The transcript has 2 exons. The coding region runs from base 223 to 573 and encodes 116 amino acids. The record is from RefSeq and is a predicted model, not a curated record. NCBI's taxonomy places the organism in Eukaryota, Fungi, Kickxellomycota, Kickxellomycetes, Kickxellales, Kickxellaceae.